AUGGGUGCAUCUCCAAUGUCCCCUUCCCACUCUCCUGCUCCCUCCGAAUCCUGGACCCCGGCUCGAAGACCCAGCCUUGAAGCUGAACGGGAGAUCCUGUCGACACGGGGCCAUAAUCUCCCAGCACUACUUCGCUGGCGAUCACUUUCAGUCCCCCCGGCUACUGCUCGGGAUGAGUACGUUGUAGAGCAUGGCGAUGGCGCACCCUUUCGGGACAGACGCGAAAGUUUGCCGUUCUUUCUCAGAGGAAUGACCUUGAUCGGAGCAAGUAAUCCGAUGUACCAAUGGCAUCGCUAUUAUAAAUCCCCCGAGGAGCUGAAAAGCAUGAAGAAACACCUGCGGAAAUACUACGAACGUACCAAUGAGCUGGUUUUGCAGUAUCUGUACAUUGAUCGAUUGCUGGACUCAUCGCUACCACAUCGUUUGAUAGACGAAUACACCCAUGAUCACGAUACAGUCGCCCGCCUCUCGAACAGAAGCCCAGUGCAGAAUGGUGAGGGUUCAUCCGUAAACACGUCAGCCCGGAAGAUCAAAAGGACCCCUCGCAACUUAUACCGUCUUCCAAACGAACGGUCACCGCUGCUACCGCCAACCAUCGAAGAAGACGUCCCGUUUCCCCCAAUCGGUUCCCCAGAUGAUCAAGAGUUCGUCGACGGCGACCAUCACAUUGUCACAGUCGCCAUCUACAUCAUCUUCCUCGCAAAUGUGUUCUUGCUGGGUGCCAAAAUCACCGUCAUGAGCUUGACGAAUUCCAUGUCAGUGUUGGCCAGUCUGGUAGACAGCGUAUUGGACUUUCUGAGUACGAUGAUCUUGUGGACGACAACCAAGCUCGUCCAGCGACAGGACAGGUACCGUUACCCCAUCAGUCGACGGCGGCUGGAACCUCUCAGUAUCUUGGUUUAUGCGGUGGUUAUGGCUACCUCGUUUGUGCAGGUAGCCAUCACCUCACUGGGGCGAUUGCUAGGUCCUGACCACGAAGUGGUGAAACUCACGCUUCCCUCGAUUUUGAUCAUGGCUAGUACAGUCGGGGUAAAACUUCUCUGUUGGCUUUGGUGCCGAUUGAUCAAGAAUACCAGCGUUCAAGCCCUGGCGCAGGACGCCAUGACGGACGUGGUCUUCAACUUUUUCAGUAUUCUCUUUCCAUUGGUCGGCUUCUUUGCCAAAUGGUGGUUUGUAGACCCCCUUGGUGGUCUACUGCUCUCGGUCUACAUCAUCUGGAACUGGAGCGCGACGGCAGCUGAGCAUAUCCGCCAUCUCACUGGCGCCGCUGCCUCGCCCGCCGAUCACAGCGUUCUGCUGUACAUGACCAUGCGAUUCUCCAAAAUCAUCUGGAAAAUCCAGGAUUUGAAGGCCUACUACGCAGGGGAUCACCUUAAUGUCGAGGUGGACAUAGUUGUGGAUGAGAGGACGAGCUUGCGCGAUAGUCAUGACGUCGGUGAGAGUCUACAGUACAUGCUGGAAAGCCUGCCCACCGUCGACCGCGCUUUUGUGCAUCUGGACUAUGAUCCGUGGAAUAUUCCGAGCCACAUGAAUCAACUGGAGGCAUAG
Messenger RNA from Aspergillus thermomutatus, 1548 nucleotides. RefSeq names its product cation diffusion facilitator family transporter. Gene Ontology annotation, molecular function: monoatomic cation transmembrane transporter activity. The coding region runs from base 1 to 1548 and encodes 515 amino acids. Gene Ontology annotation, biological process: transmembrane transport; monoatomic cation transport. The record is from RefSeq and is a predicted model, not a curated record. Lineage: Eukaryota; Fungi; Ascomycota; Eurotiomycetes; Eurotiales; Aspergillaceae. Gene Ontology annotation, cellular component: membrane. The transcript is spliced from 4 exons.